Molecule: messenger RNA, 2535 nt
Organism: Fusarium musae
Lineage: Eukaryota; Fungi; Ascomycota; Sordariomycetes; Hypocreales; Nectriaceae
Exons: 1
Coding region: 1-2535 (844 amino acids)
Source: RefSeq, a predicted model, not a curated record
AUGGCUACACCAACAAUCGACUUACCACCAACAACGUGUGAAGAAGAGGUCACCACGCCCAUAUUGGAUAACGCUCAAGGACUAGCCUCUGCAAUAGGAGCAGCAGCAGUGGCGGCUGUAGCUGUCGGGGACGGUCUUACACACGGACUUGGAAGAGUCGCAUAUGGAAAGCCAUACGAUGGUCACAUCUCAGAAGAAGAUGGCCAGUUCCACGAUGUAGAUCACAAAGGCGCACGUGAGGCGAAACAACAGAAAAGCCUUAGGGAGGCCCAAGAGAAGUGGGAUGCUGCAACCAUGGGACCGGUAACAAGGGUCGAAACAGUUAUAGCGGCGGAGGGUGGAGGAGGAGAUGGGAGAGGAGAGCGGGAAGUAUGGGAGGGAGGAGGAGGAGGAGGAGGGCCAGAAGCGGUGCAGUUGCCGCCUAGAAAAGGCGCUGAUGUGGCAGGUCAACAGGUCAGAGCUGCUCUUUCCCGCUCCCGCCUUGGUCGUUCAAACCCCUCCAGCACAAGCUCCAGCUCAGGCUCACUAUCAGGCGCAUCCCCUUACAACGCUACCAAUACUACUGUCGCUGCUACAGCUGCUGCUUCCAACAACAGUCCCAAUAACCUCAACUUCAUACAAACCGGUCGCGUCACCAAGUCUCGUCAUCGCUCUUCUCUUUCCGCACCAAUCGCAGCGUCGCUUGUAAACGCUGCUGCUACGGAGAGUGCAAGAUUAUCCUACGAGGCAAAGCUUACGGCGGCACUAGCUGCUAACAUCGCCGGUACAAUGGCGGGUAGCCAGUCAACCACGACGACGACAGCUCUCCCCUCGCUAAAAUCGAACGGCCUCUCCUCGCUGUCACAAAAGGCCAAAACAAAUGGAACGACACCGACCCUUAGCACCGCCUCUUCUAUGGACAAAGAUGCUCCCGUGAUUUCCUUUUGGGGCCCAGAGCCAAUUGCUCUGCCCUCCCGCUUCGCCCGCAUCAAGCGCAACCUCAUCAGUGGUCACGAAGCUGAGCUCGAAGCUAGUUGGGCCCGCCUCAUUACUGCACUUCGCAAAGAGGUCAGUCAUAUAGAGGACCUUGGGGCCCACCUCAUUCCUUCAAUUGAGUUUGGCGACCUAGAUGACUCUGUUCAGACUGCGCGCUUUGGACAUGAUCUAAGGCGCUACGGUGUCGGCGUCGUCCGCAAGGUCGUACCAAGAGCAGACACAGAUACUGCAGUCCGCGAAACGGUCGACUAUCUCGAUAGCAAACGCCACAUCAAGGCACUCCAGCAGCAUGAUCCAGCCUGUUUCGACUUCUUUUGGACACCAGCUCAAGUCCGCUCGAGAGCGCACCCCAAUGUCCUCAGCGCCCAACGAUUUAUGAUGAGCCUAUGGGAGACCAACCCAGAUGAUCAGCUUGUCACAAGACUCCCUAUCACAUAUGUCGAUCGCAUACGCGUGCACGGAAAUGGAGAGAACCAGUCUAACAGUCUAAAUGUGCCGCCGCUCGAACCUCCACAAUCCGCCGACGAUUGGAUCCAGGCAUUACAAUCAUCUGCGGGUAUCACAGCACAAGUUGACAACGGGUCCCUGGAGCGCUGGGAGCCCGACGGCUAUCAACGCGCCGGCACCUAUAAUCAUAUCUUUCAUGGUCAAUGGGAAGACUACGAUCCUUGGAAAUGUACCAGUCGUACUUCUGUAACGACUGAUCUUUACAAUGGCUACGGUGCCUGCACUAUCUUCCGCAUGUUUCAGGGCAUUUUGGCACUUUCCACUGUCGAACCGGGCAUGGUUCGCCUCUUGCCUUCUCCCAAGCUUGCAACAGCUUACUACCUCCUCCGACCCUUUUUUACAACCAAGAAUCCUCCACCAGAGAAUCGCACUGGGCCUGAAUGGGAGGCAUAUCUUGCUCCCGAGAAUUGGAAGCUGCAAACUGAGCCUGAUUCCAUCAUUCACGGAGCCGUCCCGGGACACGCACAAAGAAUUACCGAAACAUGGCACCCCCAUUUGCAUCUACGAAAUAGCAUGAUUACUUUGCCAACUCUGCAGCCUGGAGACUACAUAUUCUGGCAUCCUGACCUUCCAUACUACCUCUCCAGUAACAACUAUGGUCUGAAAACACCUAGUGGAAGCAAGAGUGAAGUCAGCAUGCUCGUGUACAUUCCGGCAGCCCCGCUCACGCAAACAAAUGCACUCUAUCUCGCGCGUCAAAGGAAGGCAUUCCAAAGGGGCCAUCCCGGCCCGGACUUUGAUUCCACGGGAAGAGGGAUUGUUGAAGAAGAUGCCGAAACACGGCCUGGUGAAAAGGAAAUUGCCGAAGUCGGAGGCCCCUCUUCAUUACAGGCUAUGGGUCUUGCGCCGUGGGAAGUUGCAGGCACUCGCUCCGGAUCACCACCCUCGGAAAAGUCCAAGUCUAAGGCCGAUGAGGAUGUUGAGAUGGAGGGAGACGGAGAUGUCAAGAGUCUCACAAGCACAUCAUCGAUUUCUCGCGCGGAGGCUGAGGUCGUGCGCUUAGCCAAUAUCAUCCUCUUUCCAGAUCGCUCAAUGCUGGGGUACUCGGUUUGA